AUGGUGAAGCAACAGCAAGUUGCUUCUUCCAUGCUUGCAGCUGCUCUGCUCGUUGCAACGUUUGCGUCCAUUCCUACAAGCGUGCACUCCAUCGGCGUCUGCUACGGCAUGCUGGGCAACAACCUGCCGUCCAGCAGCGACGUGGUGCAGCUCUACAGGUCCAAGGGCAUCAACGGCAUGCGCAUCUACUCCCCCAACGCCAACGCGCUCAACGCCCUGCGCAACUCGGGCAUCGUCCUCAUGCUCGACACCGGCAACGACGAGUUUAGCCGGCUCGCGGGCAGCGCCUCGUACGCGGCGUCGUGGGUGCAGAGCAACGUGAAACCCUACUACCCCGCGGUGAACAUCAAGUACAUCGCCGUGGGCAACGAGGUGCAGGGCAGCGCCACGCAGAGCAUCCUCCCGGCGAUGCGGAACCUGGACGGCGCCCUGUCGCGCGCGGGGCUGUCGGGGAUCAAGUGCUCCACGUCGGUGCGCUUCGACGUGAUCGCCAACUCCUACCCGCCCUCAGCCGGCUCGUUCGCGCAAGGUUACAUGGCGGACGUGGCGCGGUACCUCGCCGGCACCGGCGCGCCGCUGCUGGCCAACGUGUACCCGUACUUCGCGUACCGGGACAACCCGCGCGACAUCAGCCUGGGCUACGCCACGUUCCAGCCGGGCACCACCGUCAGGGACAACGGCAACGGGCUCACUUACACCAACCUGUUCGACGCCAUGGUGGACGCCAUCGUCGCCGCGCUGGAGAAGGCCGGCGCCGGCGGGGUCAGGAUCGUCGUCUCCGAGAGCGGCUGGCCGUCGGCCGGCGGGUUCGGGGCAAGCGUGGACAACGCGCGGAACUACAACCAGGGGCUCAUCGACCACGUCGGGCGCGGCACGCCCAAGAGGCCCGGAACGCUGGAGACCUUCAUCUUCGCCAUGUUCAACGAGAACCAGAAGGACGGCGACCCCACGGAGAAGAACUUCGGGCUCUUCUACGGCAACAAGCAGCCCGUGUACCCGAUCCGCUUCAACUAA
This is a messenger RNA of Miscanthus lutarioriparius, 1014 nucleotides long. NCBI's taxonomy places the organism in Eukaryota, Viridiplantae, Streptophyta, Magnoliopsida, Poales, Poaceae. The record is from the annotation of a GenBank genome assembly.